UCGGGCGUCUCAUAUUGACGGAUGUCACAAGUUUGUUUGGGCGCAAAUUUCGGCUGUAUCAAACUGCUUCGAUUUUAUCUACAAAAGUUCCGUAAAAAGAUCUUAAGUCAUUGGUUUGGACAACACAUUUUCUUGUUAUAACACCAGUUCAUUCGGUAUAUUCAUAUUAUAUACUGGUCGCGCUUGCUUCGUUGUACUCAGAAGCAAACGUUUCAAACCCAGCAAUCGCAGCAGGCUUCUAGCGUCGACAAUUGCAAUUGCAGUGCUACUUUUCUCGUACAUCUCUGAAAGACAUCGGAUCUUGAAUCUCAGAUUCUGUUUUUGUCACGGACAGCAGCGUUGUGGUAUUUUGCUGAAAUCAGUUCACAAUUGACGCCAUCUUUCUACAGGCAAUGAGUAACAAAAAGCUGAAACCCGAGGAACCGGUUGAAGAAGUAAAUGAGUUUUCUGUGGAAAAAAUUUUGGACAGCAGAGUCGUCAACGGAAAGGUAGAAUAUUUUCUAAAGUGGAAAGGUUACUCAUCGGAAGAAAACACCUGGGAACCUGAAGAAAAUCUCGAUUGCGACGAUCUAAUCCAAGCUUUCAAGGAAUCCCGAAAGAAGAAAGAAGCUAAAGAAGAAAGUUCUGGAAGGAAGAGCAAACUGAAGGAAGCGUCGGAAGAAUCGAAGAUAGUUCCAGCUAAACGAAAAGCUACUGGAGAAAAGAAAAUGGGAUUUGAACGGGGUUUGGUCCCGGAAGAGAUCAUCGGUGCAACCGAUGACCAUGGAAAGCUGAUGUUUUUAAUGAAAUGGAAGAACGCAGCGAAUGCCGACUUAGUACCCGCUGAGCAAGCAAACGUUAAAUGCCCGCAAAUUGUGAUUAAAUUUUAUGAAUCCAGGCUAACAUGGCAGUCGCCCGAAUCAAGAGCCGAGACGCGAGUGGACUAGGAUUUAAAGUGCUCAUAAUUUAUGUUUCAUAACUUACCACUUUCAGUUUUAACAUACUACCUGUUUUAAUCAGUUAUACUUUUCCAUAGUACUCCAAAAUUUUCAUGGUCAGCCAAUCAUUUCUAAUUACAAUGCUUUAUAGAAUAUUUCCAAAACACCCGGCAAUUCUUUGACAUCCCGAACAUCACAACAAUAAUUUCGUGACACGUGGGAUAGAUAAGAAGGUUUUUCCAUCUAUGUAAACGAAAAACGAGAAUGAAUGUAAUUAGUGUAUAAUAAAGAUUCUGUCCUCAUUAAA
Molecule: messenger RNA, 1224 nt
Organism: Anopheles funestus (African malaria mosquito)
Lineage: Eukaryota; Metazoa; Arthropoda; Insecta; Diptera; Culicidae
Product: chromobox protein homolog 1-like
Exons: 4
Coding region: 393-926 (177 amino acids)
Biological process (GO): chromatin organization; negative regulation of transcription by RNA polymerase II
Cellular component (GO): nucleus; pericentric heterochromatin
Molecular function (GO): chromatin binding
Source: RefSeq, a predicted model, not a curated record